Molecule: messenger RNA, 537 nt
Organism: Lactuca saligna
Lineage: Eukaryota; Viridiplantae; Streptophyta; Magnoliopsida; Asterales; Asteraceae
Source: the annotation of a GenBank genome assembly
AUGUUCAGAUCGGUGAGCAGCAGCAGAGUCUCCGAUGAUACCUACCAUAGCAUCUACAGUCAUUCGCCGACGUCAAAGGCGGUGUCACCGGCGCUCAGAGCAUUGGCUUUGGAAGCCAACGAAUUGCCGCAGUACGAAUCCUGUUCGCCAUUCUCCACACCCUCUAAGAAAGAUAAAUUAGGCCGUCUUCGAUUCUCGGAGAAAGCCGUUCAUCUUAUCCCUCUCGUCCUCCUCUUAUGCGCUCUCGUUCUCUGGUUUUUUUCAAAUCCAGACAUUCAUAUGCCGAUAAAUAAGGAAUUGAUUGAUACGAAAAUUAAAGGAAAAACUGUUGGACAAGAAGUUGCUACAACUCGAUUGGAAAAUUCACUCCAACGCAAGUACACAGAAGCUCAUAAACUAACCACAACUUUAGGAAGGCUUUAGUUGUAACAAAUUUUACAUUUUCUUUUUCAUUUAAUUUCAUUUAAUUAUUCAUUGUUUAUGUCUCGUUUAUAUUAGUUUGAUUGAAAGACGUGUUUUUCUUUUUUAAUAGCUUAC